Coprinopsis cinerea okayama7#130 is the source of this 312-nucleotide messenger RNA. RefSeq lists its product as hypothetical. The transcript is spliced from 2 exons. The record is from RefSeq and is a predicted model, not a curated record. Lineage: Eukaryota; Fungi; Basidiomycota; Agaricomycetes; Agaricales; Psathyrellaceae. The coding region runs from base 1 to 312 and encodes 103 amino acids.
AUGAAAUUGAAUAUCCCAGCAGUUAUCAUCUAUUCUCUCCUUGUUGGGGCCUGUAGGGCUGUCGCUGCUCCCAUCCGCACACCUGCUGCUGCAGACCGACAACAUGGUCCCUGCCGUGACUUGGGUCGUAAAGCGCUCUUCCGACGAUACGACUACAAACUGCAGCCUGAACCCCCUGAGUUCCCUCCCACCGCACCACCGUCCCCAGUCAUUGCGGCAGGAGUCAUCGCACCGCCCAACAGCCCGAUUAGUGCGCCUCAGCCCCUACCGUCGGUGCGCAGUCGCCCUCCGAGAAGAAGGGAUACAAAUUGA